Coccidioides immitis RS is the source of this 2760-nucleotide messenger RNA. RefSeq lists its product as uncharacterized. The coding region runs from base 760 to 1965 and encodes 401 amino acids. The transcript has 2 exons. The record is from RefSeq and is a predicted model, not a curated record. NCBI's taxonomy places the organism in Eukaryota, Fungi, Ascomycota, Eurotiomycetes, Onygenales, Onygenaceae. Gene Ontology annotation, biological process: lipid metabolic process.
CAAACAGCGUUCGCAACGUGCGUGCCAUUUCCCCGCCGACUCUGCAGGACAUGAUCUGCACAAGUGUGAUGUGAUCCAUCCCCAGAACUUCCCCACGCCCCCAGCACGCUCCUCUGCCCAGGCAAAACAUGGAAGAGUGACUGAAGGCCACGGGACCCUCCGGUUCGCAUCAGACCAGAAAAGCUUUUCCCCAUAUGGGCCCACAACAUGGCGGAUGGACCAGUCGGCCUUGAUUUGCCGAACCGCGUGUAUGUAGUCAACUGGCUCCAACUUGAUCAAGUCCUGGUAGAAAGCGACGAUCUAAGGCUUAAUUUCGGAACAGCUAAGAGCGCAGUUUCUCCCUCUUGAAGAGUCACAUUAUUAUAUAUCUCAGUUAUUAUCCUGCCAACCUGGCACGAUUCGCGGCAAAACGAACAAAAAGAAUUUCGGCGUUUGAACUUCUCCUCUGUGGUAUCUUCGGGAUUCCCGUGCAUCAGUUACAUACCGACGAACUACUCGGCCAGCUUGUUAUCACUGCACUUGCACUGUGAAUUCGACGAGCAUGUUGGCAAAUUCGACGAUAGCCCAUCGUUCCUGCGAUAGACGAUGACGAUGCGAUUGUUCUGAGCGGCGGCAACACUUACGCAGACGCCGUAACGCCAGGAAAUUGCGACUUGGCUCUUUGUGCGCGGUCAAUCAGCAGAAAGAUACUGUUAAAGACAACCCGGUUUUUGAUAUCCCGAUAUUCAAUGUAGCGGGCGCCAACCAGCAUUGAAAUACAUGUGUAUUAAGGAGGACACUCAGCAGAUGCCAGCUGCUGCACUAAGAGCUAUGCACCUCGAGCAGUGGACGUAUCCAGUGCCGAGUCUCUCGUCCGAUGCUCGAGAAGCUUUGACUGAAAUGGCCCACAGCAUAUGGCAGGGUGCAAUUUCUCUCCUUUUACCUACCGUGCUCCUUUACCUUGCCCUAUACGCCCUGGUGAAGCGGCGUGUGAAAGUAUACGAAAAUCUGAGCGUUGUGGCUAUGUUUGCAUUUGCGGUGAGCAGCAUUGUCAUGGUAGUGCCAUGCAGCACCGUCCGAAGUCUGCAAUUAUUCUGCGUGGCAAUUGGUAUCAUGAAAGCCAUGGACUUCUAUGUGCGCAGACAUGCUCCGCCGCAAUACACCCAUGCUACUAGGCCGUCCGACGCAAUAAUCGCUCUCCUCUAUCUCACAGAACUCCGCUAUGAAUCAUUUACUCCAAACCAUGUGCGCACAGCACCAGCACCAUCUAUGUCAGAAAUUAUCGAACCGAAAUCACGCACAAGGGCCUCUUCCAGUCACCAUGGCAAGUCGUAUUUCAGCAAAUUCUCCAAACCCAACUUCUCCGAACCGACAAACCUGAUCCUCCACAUCCUGCUCUUCACCAUCCUGCAAACCCUCUUUCCGCAAUCGAAUCCUACUAUUCUCGCCGUUCAGAUCCUCCUGGCGAUAUACAUACUCUGGGAAUCUAUGCAGCUCGUACUUCGGUAUCGCACCAGCCCACCCCUUUUCGGCCCAGUGUACACCGCAACAUCGCUUAGCUCCUUUUGGAGUGAGACCUGGCACAGUGCGUUCGCCAGUCCUUGCCACUCGCUCGCUUAUGGACCACUUCGUCGUAUCCUUCCACUAAGAUACGGCAUGCCCGUCGCCUUCGCGCGUGGAAUAGGAAUAAUCGCGUCUUUCAUACUAAUGGGGUUUUUCCACGUAUACGCUUUGGCGCCGUUGCUGCCCGUGGACGCCCUGCUGCGCAUAUCUGCUUUCUUUUUGUUAAAUGGCGUGGGGACAGUGAUGGAGGAGGCCUUGUGGGGAAGGCAGUCGCACUGGGGAAAGACAAUCCUAGCGUGGGUGUUUGAGCUGGCGAUUGCUAGCUGGACGGUGGAAGGCCUUUCGGUUCCUAGGGGGUUGAGAAAUGUUUCGUGGAAGAAUGUUUGCAAUGUGGGAAGGGAGACCGAAAUGAUUUUCACAUAAUAAUUAGCAGAGAAAUAAAGAGACAUAUGAUUGACCAAGAAAUGAAAAAAAGUGUGGUCCUCCAGAACUUGAAUGAGGAGUUGGCCGGAACUAGAAUAAGGAGGGAUAUCCUGAAGAUUAAAGUAUCAAAAAAAAGGACCUUUUCUCUUGAACGCAACAACUUGGAAUCAGAUUGAGACAAGGAUCUGCAACAACCAUCAGAAAGGGAACUGAAGAAAUCUGGCCGUCAAGUGAAAAAGCAACUAAAUCUAAAAGGAGAUUGUGCCCGAUUAUCAAGACUUUGCGUGACACGAGGAAAGGAAGAAUCCAAAGAGUGAAAUAUGAAGGAGCCAAAAAGCAGCCAAGCUCGCCUUAAAUGCUACUAGGAGAAAUUUCGACUUUGGUCAGCCAAAAAAAAGGAUCGAAUGUUGGUGACUUUAACUGUCGUCUUCAUAAUAUUCAUCUUCCUCCUCUUCCUCUUCCUCCUCCUCUUCCUCUUCCUCUUCGUUCAAUUUCCAUGUAACUAGCAUUUCCUUUGGUACGCCGUCUCCAAUCAUUUGAAAAUAUUGUGCAUUUUCAUAUGCCUGAAUGAUAAAGUCGACAAGAACCAUAUUGCUUCCUACUUCAGCAGCCUGCACAGCAGAGUAUUCGACGUUACCGACGUCAAGGGGAUCGGCACCAUGCUGAAUAAGGGUCUUGACUAUGUGAAAGCCAUCCAUUAAACGGCAAACAAAGUCAGGGAUAUCAUCAUCUUCGAAACUACUUGCUGGGGGGUGUAAAAUCAGGGCUAAAACAAUACGGUGAAGCGGUGUGAGU